GUCUGCGCAUGCUCGUUCUUUUCCGGCCAGCGCCAUUGAGCCGCCAUGAGUAUGCUCAGGCUUCAAAAGAGGCUUGCCUCCAGCGUUCUGCGUUGUGGGAAAAAGAAGGUAUGGUUGGAUCCCAAUGAAACUAAUGAGAUUGCCAAUGCCAAUUCUCGUCAACAGAUCAGAAAAUUGGUUAAAGAUGGCCUGAUUAUUCGCAAACCUGUUACGGUGCAUUCACGUGCUCGAUGCAGGAAAAACACUCUUGCACGCAGGAAAGGCCGACAUAUGGGUAUAGGUAAGCGAAAGGGUACAGCCAAUGCCCGUAUGCCUGAGAAACUGUCCUGGAUGAGGAGAAUGAGAAUUCUGAGGCGCCUGCUUCGCCGAUACAGGGAGUCUAAGAAGAUUGAUCGCCACAUGUAUCACAGUCUGUAUCUGAAGGUGAAGGGUAAUGUGUUCAAAAAUAAGCGCAUCUUGAUGGAGCACAUUCACAAGCUGAAGGCAGACAAGGCUCGCAAGAAGCUUCUGGCUGACCAAGCUGAAGCUCGCAGAAACCGGACUAAAGAAGCCCGGAAGCGCCGUGAAGAGCGUCUGCAGGCCAAGAAGGAAGAGAUCAUUAAGACGCUCUCUAAGGAAGAAGAAUCUAAAAAAUAGAUUUUCUUGUACAGAUUAGUAGAGUAAUAAACACUCAUCAUUGA
This is a messenger RNA of Mobula hypostoma (lesser devil ray), 680 nucleotides long. RefSeq names its product ribosomal protein L19 (gene rpl19). Gene Ontology annotation, molecular function: structural constituent of ribosome; RNA binding. The record is from RefSeq and is a predicted model, not a curated record. The coding region runs from base 46 to 636 and encodes 196 amino acids. Gene Ontology annotation, cellular component: ribosome; cytosolic large ribosomal subunit. The transcript is spliced from 6 exons. Gene Ontology annotation, biological process: translation. Lineage: Eukaryota; Metazoa; Chordata; Chondrichthyes; Myliobatiformes; Myliobatidae.